Messenger RNA from Penicillium egyptiacum, 786 nucleotides. The record is from the annotation of a GenBank genome assembly. NCBI's taxonomy places the organism in Eukaryota, Fungi, Ascomycota, Eurotiomycetes, Eurotiales, Aspergillaceae.
AUGACUGUCCCCCACAAUACGGUCGAGACCAUUCGCAAGGCCUCAUGGCAAGAAACAUUCCAGACGUUCUUUCUGUGGAUGUGUACACCAUUGGGGGCUUGCAUCACAAUUUACGGUCUGAAUGUGGUAGCAUGGGGUGGGAUGCUCUUCCUCUUGAUGUGCAACGCAGCGCCCGCCAUGUGUCAUCCAAGCUGCAAUAGCCUUGACUCAUCACGUCGGAUUUGGAUUGAGAUUGAUUCCCAAAUCCUGAAUGCACUAUUCUGCGUCACUGGAUUUGGGCUAGCUCCGUGGCGUAUCCGUGACCUUUAUCAAUGGUCUUUCUGGCGAUUGGGCUGGUCCGAAGGGCGUCGACGGAAAGGGCUCAACCGCCUGGAAGAGAUUCAUAAGAACUGGUUCGUGAAAUUUCAAGAGCCAAGUGUGCUUCCUAUCAAAACUCAGCAGCAUUAUCCAGCGGCUGAACAGGCCACACCUACCCCGUUAUGGAAAAUGGAUGUUGUGGUGUGGGGUAAUUUCCUUAAUACAGUCUUUCAGGUCUGCUUGGCUGUUUGCAUGUGGGCAAUGAAUCGUUUCGACAGGCCAAGUUGGACAACUGGUCUUUUCGUCGGUCUUGCUUGUGUUGUUGCCGGAGCUGCUGGAAUUUUGAUGUGGUUGGAGAAGAAACGCGUCAAGAAAGCCAGCGAGCACCCCGGUGCUCUUCUUUUGAUCCCUCGUGCUACGCAAUCUAUUCUACCCGGAAUCAAGGGCGGCGAUUAUACAUCUGUAAGCCGGAAUCAUGAGCUCGCAUAG